CGCCGCCAAACUUUGCCUUGCAACUCGCAAACCAAACAAAACCCACAAAUUUAUCAAAAUGAAAGUGUUCGUACUUCUUGCCGCUAUCGCCGCUGUCGCACUUGCCGCUCCUCAAGGAGCAGAUAAGGAUGCUACCAUCUUGAAGAGCGAAUUGGACAAUAUUGGAGUUGACGGAUACAACUAUGCUUACGAAACAAGCAAUGGCAUCUCCCAAUCCGAACAGGGUCAGCUCAUUAACGCCGGCACCGAAAACGAAGCCAUCGCCGUCCGUGGUCAAUACAGCUACGUCGGCCCCGAUGGCGUCACUUACACUGUCACCUACAUCGCUGACGAAAAUGGUUUCCAACCCCAGGGCGCUCAUAUUCCUCAACCACCGCAAUAAAUCACAAAACAGUCUUCAAGACUGAUCUUGUACAUAAAUAGCAAAUAGUGAAUGCUCAAAUAAAUUAAAAAUAAAUUUUUACUAUUAAAAA
Dalotia coriaria is the source of this 473-nucleotide messenger RNA. Its product is annotated as flexible cuticle protein 12-like. Gene Ontology annotation, cellular component: chitin-based extracellular matrix. The record is from RefSeq and is a predicted model, not a curated record. The coding region runs from base 59 to 382 and encodes 107 amino acids. The transcript is spliced from 3 exons. Gene Ontology annotation, molecular function: structural constituent of chitin-based larval cuticle. Lineage: Eukaryota; Metazoa; Arthropoda; Insecta; Coleoptera; Staphylinidae.